Vigna umbellata (rice bean) is the source of this 930-nucleotide messenger RNA. NCBI's taxonomy places the organism in Eukaryota, Viridiplantae, Streptophyta, Magnoliopsida, Fabales, Fabaceae. The record is from RefSeq and is a predicted model, not a curated record.
AUGGUGGAAGACAUGGAGAGGUUAGCCCGAACGGUGGAAGGCAUGGAGAGGUUAGGUCGGACGGGAUAUCAUAGAGACACAUCAAAAACAUAUUUUUGUGGGGAAGUCAGCGAUGAACUGAAAAGUUUUGUCAAGGUAACUGAAGAGUGUUUGGAAAAGGGAAUAGCUGCGUGCAGGGAUGGUGCACUUUUUAGGAAAAUUGGAAAGAAAAUCAGUGAGCAUGCUGAAAAAUAUGGCUAUGGUGUAGUGGAGCGUUUUGUUGGACAUGGUGUGGGAAGAGUGUUCCACUCAGAACCAAUUAUUUUACACAAUCGAAAUGAAAAGCCAGGCCGCAUGGUUGAAGGUCAAACAUUUACUAUUGAGCCGAUUCUUUCUAUGGGAAGCAUUAAGUCUAUUACAUGGCCAGACAACUGGACAACAUUAACAGCUGAUGGUAGUCCAGCUGCACAGUUUGAGCAUACAAUUUUGAUAACCAAGACUGGAGCCGAAAUUUUGACUACAUGUUGAUAUGGUAAUUGUUCUUUUAAUUUGACUUCACCGUGUUAUGAAUUCUGAGUAAAGUUUGUGUCUAAAUUGUAAAUAUGUGCCUUAAAAUCAAUUUGGUUUUGGAAGACUAUGCUCAGGCAACUAAAGACUGUCUUCCGGAGCUACAAUACCGAAUUCUCUAGUGCAUAAAAUUUCAUAUAUGAUGGCAGCAGUUUAGAGACAUAUACUAAGAACUACAUAUUUCUAUCAGAAAAUACGAAGGUAUGACAGUGCAUUCAGAGUCCUCUGCUCAGAUAACUAGUGGCUACCAAUUGCUUAAUUUUAUGUUAGGAAGUUAAUGAAAAAAAAAGUUAAACUGAGUUUUCAUAUAAGACAUCAGCCAUGGAACUCCUUGAGUUUUAAGCUUAAUUUUUUCAUAAUAGGAUUCUUCAAAAUUUAGAUUUA